AUGAUCUGUACCUGCACAGAAUCUUCAAACUGUUCUGCACACAAGACUUGUGCCGAGUGUCAGUUGUCACCUGAAUGUGGAUGGCUCGAUGACGGGUCUCGAACAGGACUUGGAACCUGUAUUCCUGGCUCUUCACGUGGUCCACUUGAACCUAUCAAAGACUUCCAUUCUGAACAAUGGUAUUUUAUCGACUGCCCAGCGUGCCAGUGCAACGGUCAUUCUAUGUGUAACGAAACUCGGCAUACUGUUGGCGGCAUACAGGAAGUUUGUGGUGAUUGUCAACAUAAUACAAUGGGCAGACAUUGUGAGAUUUGCGCUCCAGGUUACUUUGGUGAUCCUCGGAAUGGUGAUCAUUGUACAGCUUGUCAAUGCAAUGGGCAGUCGGACACAUGUGAUAACAUUACGGGUGUUUGCCAUUGCAGAACUAAAGGUGUUAUUGGAGCCAACUGUGAUCGUUGUGACCAGAAAUACUAUGGGCAGCCAAAGAAUGGCACUCCUUGUUACUAUGAACUCAGUGUCGACUUCAUUUUCACGUUCAAAUUAAAAAACGAGGAAAAAGAUAAACAUGCGACGGAAAUCUACUUGUUCAGCAUUCCGCAUAAGAAUGGACCAUCUGUUUCUGUUUGUAUUUGCAGAACAAAUGAUGAGCGACGUGUAUUCAUAUUUUUUGGUGAGCAAUGUCUGUUCCUAAAGUCCUAA
Messenger RNA from Angiostrongylus costaricensis, 699 nucleotides. NCBI's taxonomy places the organism in Eukaryota, Metazoa, Nematoda, Chromadorea, Rhabditida, Metastrongylidae. The record is from the annotation of a GenBank genome assembly.